UUUUAGAGGACAAUAACAAAGUGAUGACCAAGUGCCAAGUGUCAGCUGCUCUUAUUCACCAGAUUGAACAAGAAUUGGAUGAAGAAGAAGAAGAGAUGAUGGGUUUUCUAUGCCGAGACCUUGCUCCUGACCUGGCCACUGCUGACCUGAAGGAGCUCUUGGUGGCUCUGAAUGACAGGGAGCAGCUAUCUUGGUUCGGCUUGUCUGAGUUGUUGUACAGAGUUAAGAGGUUUGACUUGCUAAAGAGAAUCUUGAAGACUGAAAAGGCAGAAGUGGAAGCUCACCUUGCCAGAAGUCUCAGACUUAUCCCUGAUUACAGGGUACUGAUGGUAGAGAUUAAUGAGAAUCUGGAAAAAGACGAAGUGGGUUCUCUUGUUUUUCUCCUCAGAGAUUAUGCCCCUCGGGUGAAAAUGGCAAAAGACAAGAGUUUUCUAGCUCUUGUGGUUUGCCUGGAGAAACUACAUUUGGUGUCUCCUAAUCAUCUGGAUUUGAUAGAAAACUGUUUUCGAAAUAUUCACAGGAUAGACCUGAUUAAGAAGAUUCAGAAAUACAAGUAUGAAGCUUCAGUGCCCUCCGUUCAUUCUCAACCAGCAUAUGUCAAUGCACUUCAGGCAUCUCUCCCUGAUCUCAGCCUGAUUGAUCCUCCUUAUAAUUCAAGGGUCCAGAAUACGAACACAGGAAAAUCACAAAACAGAGGAAGUCUUAUUCUGACAGAACCAGUCCACAUGUCCAUUCAGGAACUGGGACCAGCAUCAAACAAGGUGUUUGAUGAUCAGUACAGAAUGCAAAGUCAGCCUUUAGGAAUAUGCCUGAUAAUAGAUUGUGUUGGCAAUGACACAGAUGUAUUGGAAGAGACCUUCAGAGGCUUAGGCUAUGACAUUUGCUGUCACAGAUACUUAAAUACGAACACUAUGAAUCAAACAUUGCUGGAAGUGGCAAGGGUGCAGAAGCACAGGAAUUGUGACAGCUUUGUUUGCAUAUUGAUCAGCCGUGGAAGUCCUCAGAACAUAUACUGUACAGACAGUACCUCUUCUGGAUUCCCUUUGGAACAAAUAAAGAAAUACUUUACAGCAGACUCAUGUCCUGAGCUCCUAGGAAAACCAAAACUUUUUUUUAUUCAGAGCUACAUCGUGCCAGAAAAUGAGCAAGAAUACACUAGUCUGUUGGAAGUAGAUGGGAAUGAUGAGAAAAGCAGUGGUAACACAAAAAAACCUUGUAAAGUCACUAUCCCCCAGGUAGCAGACAUCUUCUGGAGUCAUUGCAAGGUGGAUGCAUCUGCCAUAGAAAAAUCUCCAAAUUCAUCCUCAUAUUAUCUGCGAUGCCUAGCUGAGCUACUUCACAAUCCUCAUAAAAGGAAACUCUCUAUAUUAGAUAUCCAUACGGAACUGAACAGAAGAGUCUAUGAAUGGAAUAAGACCUCUGACAUCAGGCAACAAUAUUCACUUCUGCUUCAGCACACGCUGAGAAAGAAACUUUUUCUUUGUUCCACUUAACUGCUGUUGGAAAGAACAUGUCUGAAGUGGCUAAUGAGACACACUUAACUGCUGUCCAGGCAGUUUCACACAUACUUUCACUUUAUCCAUGGUUAUUGCAUGUAUAUCUGAAGACCUUAUUGAUUCCAAACCCAAGGAUGAAGAAGCAUUUUGGUUUAAGACACUAGAUUUUGUAUUUUAAUGCAGAAAGCUUUGAAAGCUUGGAUGAGAAUGGCAACUGUCAUCUAGCAUGGCCUCAGAACUUGCAAGUGCAACAGGUAGAGAGUAGAAAGAGCUUCAGACUGUGCUGUUGAUUUUUCCAGGGUUUUGUGUUUUAUUGUUUAUUGGUUGGUUUCUAGCUCACGUAUUAGCAGUGCUGGGGUUCAGGUUCUUCUUUUAAUGCUUAAACCAAAUACAAGCCAGAGCAAACCACUGGGAAUCCACUGGGUAGUUUCCCCAGCAUCUGAUAAUGGAAAAUGUGUCAGGGAAGAAUGCCUUCCCAGCAAUGCCAGCUUUUCAGUGAGAACUUUUGGCUUGUGUGGCUCCACUGACUGGCAAAAUAAUGAGGGAAAGAAAUACAGAAAUUUCAAGCAGGAACAAGAAGGGGAAUGGUAGGGAGAGCCAAGAGAAGAGAAAGUAGAUUUGGGUUUUAUUUCCCUGCUGUGUUAGAGGUUGUGGUUCACCCAGAACCGUGGUGUCAUCAGUAUUCUCCACGGCACCCAGGGGUUAUGUGUGAAUAAGUGAGCCAGUCUGCCAUGUCAUGGGCUGAGUAUGUUUCCUGCUCAUGCGACAAUGAAUCUGCAUCUCUUGGGGCUUUACAGUGAUCUGCAUUACACAGCUAAAAAUUGUGGGAUUUUGGAAGGUGCUUUGUAGAAGCUGAGAUGUGAUUCACACUUAUACCAGGAAUAUGUAUAAAAUAUUAAGGUUAAAAACCCGCACAUUUAUUCAUACUCGUAUGCCAUCUUCUAUCAAAUAUAAAGUAUAUUUGCUAUCACUGUAAUAAAUCUCAACUUAUCUUUUUUUUAAUACAUUUCUACACAGUAGAAAAAGAAUCACCUGUUUUGCAAGCCUAUGCAUACCAUACUUUCUCUCUUUCCACUUGAUAAGCUGUAAUGUCCUCUUUAAUAAAAGUAUGUGGAAACUUUUAAAUAGCUUUGAAUUGGAAAAUGCAACCCAGAAUGUUACAUUAAACUAAGCACACUUGUUGUUUGUGUCGCUGCAGUUUUAUGUAGGCAUGAGCAUAAGAGGAAAAAGAGAAGAUACUUUUUUUCAAAAUUCAGACAUUCUCUAAUGUCCUCUGUGAGCAUUAAAAAUACCAAUUCCCAUUUCAUGAUGUGUGGAAAUAAAUGUACUGUAGCAGAGCAGGGAGAGGGGACAGACCUUCCCUUCAGUUUACUCUUGUGUAAGAAAGGGCUUGUGGAGCUGGUCUUUUUCUUAAACCAGUACCAUAUUCCUUCUGGCCUUAAAAAUAUGUGUCUUAAAAUUACACUCAUGUGUAUUCCACAUGCUGAAGUGGAGAAGUUACUGUAUUGCAUCAACAGAACUUUCUGCUUUAUAUGUGACAGGUAAUAAAAUGCCAUUCAUUUCUGUUCCUGAAUAUUAAAAAAUGUACUUUCUUAAAAUAAACUCCAGGUGUCAUUUUAAAACUCUCAUGUUGCUCAUGUUUCACAGGUUGAGAGAGGGAUUUUAAAAUUGACAGUUUUGGAAUCUUACAAGUUAUUUCCUAUACUAGCUGGCA
Messenger RNA from Calypte anna (Anna's hummingbird), 3210 nucleotides. RefSeq names its product CASP8 and FADD like apoptosis regulator (gene CFLAR). The coding region runs from base 24 to 1493 and encodes 489 amino acids. NCBI's taxonomy places the organism in Eukaryota, Metazoa, Chordata, Aves, Apodiformes, Trochilidae. The record is from RefSeq and is a predicted model, not a curated record. The transcript has 9 exons. Gene Ontology annotation, biological process: proteolysis; negative regulation of extrinsic apoptotic signaling pathway via death domain receptors. Gene Ontology annotation, molecular function: cysteine-type endopeptidase activity; protein binding.